Molecule: messenger RNA, 1384 nt
Organism: Schistosoma intercalatum
Lineage: Eukaryota; Metazoa; Platyhelminthes; Trematoda; Strigeidida; Schistosomatidae
Source: the annotation of a GenBank genome assembly
GACUGGGUUGGCAUACAUCGAUUAUAAGGUGUUAAAGGUAAAGGCUUUGUCCAAUUAAAAUUACGCACGUUGGCCCACUUCACCUCCAUUUGUCAAAAACUCAAACAUAGCAAGUUCCUAAAUUUUCUAAAACAAGGAUUAACCCUCUACCAAAUCUGAGAAUCACAUCAUUUAUCUGAACACAAAAUCAACGAAACAUUUAUUUCAAUAAUUUUCUUCAUUGAGGUUUGAAUACCUAGACUUUACGCGCUAAGCCCGUUACGUCUAAAAUGACUAACGUCAAUAUUCAAUAUGAUAACGCGCUACUGGGUAUUCUCCAAAACGAAGGGAAGUUAGAGAAGUUUUUAGAUGUGAUAUUCGGGUUCUUAAUGCGCAGGACCGACUUUUUCUAUAUUAUGACACCAGAACAAAAAAAAAUAGGUUUCCCACCUGGUGUGAGCAUCGAAAUGAUUCUUAAGGCUUACGAGAAAUAUAAAACAAUAUUUGAGGGUUACCAGCGUCAUCGUCAACUAGACACCAACCAACCAACCAAAAUUGUAGAAUCAGUCACCAAAGAAGAACCAAAACAGUCAAAUACCACUGACUUACCGUCAAACGAUGAUAAAAAAGUAUCUGGGUGUCCAUCAAGCGUUACAAACUUAACAUCGAAAAGUGAAGAAAAUGAUGAAUUUAAAGUUUAUCAGGCAGAUCCCGAUUGCUACAACGGAGCCAAUAGAGAUAAAUACACAUGGAGCCAGACUAUCAAGGAUAUUGAUAUUAAAAUAAAGAUACCAGAAAACGUGGAUGCUCGCAAUAUUUCUGUUAAUAUUGAACGCAAACAUAUUCGUGUUUCAAUUCAAAAAGACAAGAAAGAAAUUUUUUGUUUCGAUGGGGAUUUGUGUUGGGAGAUUCACAAGAAUGAUGCUAUCUGGACCUUCCACUCCAAAGAAAAUCAAAUCCAGCUGUGUCUUGACAAGGUUCAGGAACGGUGGUGGGAAGCUGCUUUUGACGGAGAAGACAAACUAAACACACGGAAAAUCGAUUGCUCUCGGCCUAUGCACGAACUAGACGAUGAGGCGCAGGCUAAAAUCCAACAGUUAAUGUACGAUGAACAGCGCAAACGCCAAGGACUACUUACUAGCGAACAAGAAAAAAUGAAAAACAUACUCGCCAAUGCUUGGAACAAAGAGGGUUCACCUUUUCGAGGAACUCCGUAUGACCCUAGUCAAGUCAAAAUAGACGGCACAAGUAUGCACAUUCAAACCCAACCGAUGUGAAGAUGAACCAAAGAGAACAAUUAUAUUAACUCCAUGUAUAAGGUUCAUAGAAGUCAAAAUAUGUUGAAAUCGUAAAACUGUUUUGGUGAUACUAAAUAAAAAAGCGAAUUUCUUAUCCCUACUAUUAA